AUGCCUGCGCUCGAGCACCACAACGGCCAGUUCGUUGCGUCUGAUGUUAACUGUUGUUCCGUGCUGAAGAUGGGCGCCGAUGCCGUCGAAAUAGUUGAAGCCGUUGAAGCCGCCGAGGCCUUUGCCGCCAUUAAAACGUCUACAAUCACCACCGGCACAGGCACCAUCGCCAAGACCACCGGAGCGAGCUGGAUUGCCGCUGACAGGAUUCCCACUACUGGCACUGACAGCAGCUACAGGGCUGCCACUGCAACCUCAACCGGAAUCACAACCAUCACCACUGACGCGCCAACCAGUGGCACUGGGGUUGACGCUGCCAGGGUCCAGAUUGAGGACCCUGGUAACAAUUCUGGGUCCGCGCUAACCAACACCAACACUUGCGGAGGCAACAUUUGCAACACAAGCUCAAGUUCAAGCUCAAGCACAGCGACCGGGGAUGCCUCGUUAUGUUCAUCGCCUGCUCUGGAUUCUGCUUGUCCUGUGUCUGUAGCUUCUUUGCCCUCUUUGCCAUUGGCAUUGCCAUUGUCGCCUCUUGCUUUCCCUUCGACAUCUGCUUCUGCUCCCCUUCUUCGUCCCACGUCAGCCUCCGCUUCCUCGUCUACCUUUAUACUUUCCAAAGCACCUCCACCAAAGAAAUACGCACGUAUUCCUCCUCCCAUCGAGAUCGGCGGCAAGCUUCGCAACAGUACUGCCUUUUUGCUGUCACCCUCGCCUCCUCAGUCUGCCCUCCUCUCUCCUUCCUCGGGCACGCUGUUUUCGACACCCUCCACAUCCUCUCUUCAGUCGCCCUUCUCCUCUCUUUUCAACAACACGGUGUCUGCUCCAGAUACACGGGCCUCUUCGUCUUCCUCACGCACACUCACGACGACGGCCAUUGGCUCUCACACUGACGACGACGACACUAACAACAGCAGCGGCGGCAGGAGCAGGACCAACAACGACGACACCGCCUCGACCUGCUUCCACGGAGCAUCUGAGUCGGUUUCAAACCCCACAUCGCCAACUUUGACAGUUUGGCCCGGCCACCACGAUACCGACAGUGACAACCACGCCAGCCAGCUUAUUGGGCCUGUCCGCUGUCGCUCUUUGUCCGCCGGUCAUAGCAGCAUGACUAUGACGGCCACCGCUGCUACACGGAACGCAACUGCAAGCGACAACUGCGACCACAACCACGGCCACUUUCUCAGCGCCAGCUUCGACGGGACGGCUGCCGGGCGCAUGAACACUGCCCGGACGAGCAGCAGCAGCCACGGCAACGGCAAUCGGAAGAGCAACAGCAGCAACAGCCGCUGGCGUCCGACCUCUGCAAAGAGUGCACGAAGCGCCGAACGGGUUCGUAGACGGUCGCCGAGCCCGCUGUUCAACCCGUUUGCCCGCGUUUCCCGCCACCGACACGACGACACCCGCGACGACAACAACAACAACACCGACAGCAUGCUUGCCAGCACAAGCAACGGGCGCCAGCCUACUUACAACCGGCGGGGCUCCUUGUCCUCUGGUGCAGCACCGCCGCCAUUGACUCGUGAAGAGUUUGAGGCUCUUCCCGUGGCCAUUCAACGAAAGCUCGCUCAGAUCGAUCCGACGUAG
Messenger RNA from Sporothrix schenckii 1099-18, 1587 nucleotides. RefSeq lists its product as uncharacterized. The transcript is spliced from 2 exons. The coding region runs from base 1 to 1587 and encodes 528 amino acids. The record is from RefSeq and is a predicted model, not a curated record. Lineage: Eukaryota; Fungi; Ascomycota; Sordariomycetes; Ophiostomatales; Ophiostomataceae.